This is a messenger RNA of Scatophagus argus, 1709 nucleotides long. RefSeq names its product SRR1 domain containing (gene srrd). Lineage: Eukaryota; Metazoa; Chordata; Actinopteri; Scatophagidae. The transcript is spliced from 6 exons. Gene Ontology annotation, cellular component: nucleus; cytoplasm. The record is from RefSeq and is a predicted model, not a curated record. Gene Ontology annotation, biological process: microtubule-based process. Bases 221 to 1114 code for a protein of 297 amino acids.
AGCGUAUUUAUUAUUCAUUUAUUUAUCCAGGGUAAACCAAGGAAUACAAAAUAUGGCAUAACACCGGAAGAGGAAAUCCGUGUGUUACACCGUAAAUAGUCCGACUUGCUACAGACAUGCCGACCAGAGGCAUCGCUUAUAUCCGAACGUUGUUGAUAAAACGAAUAUCGAUAUGAAAUGUCUGUGCACGGGUAUAUGGGCAACCGGUGAAUUAUCAUAGAUGUCGGACACCGGGGAGGAGUGGCAGGUGGCCGGGAGAAGAAAGGGUACAGCGCGGAAAUCAAAAACACUUCAGGUGUCCUCAAAUGCAGCAUGCUGCCAAGAGCAGCUGGACAUCGGGAAAACUGUUAAACGAAUUAGAGACACGGUGUCUGAGCUAAGAUGCGAGGAGUUUUGGCAGGAGUGGAAAGAACAGCUGCUGGGUGCAGGAUCAGCAGCUCUCUCAAAACCUCCAGAGAAAGGGGGCAUUGAGGACCCCACCACCGAUGAGCUGGGGAGGAGCGGAGACGGCAGAUCAUGCCAGCAGCUGGAGUGUGUGUGUUAUGGCCUCGGCCCCUUUUCUUCCUGCGUCUCAGCUCGCUACCAGCUUGCCAUGUUGCUUCUGCUGCUGGAUGCCGGACAGAUUCCCCUGAAGGACUGCUCCGUGUAUGACCCUGCUUUCUCCUCUGGAGAGAGGGAUGUUUUGAGAGAACUUGGUGUGACUGUACUCACAGAAAACGAGGAGGGGAAACGUCUGGCGACCAGGCCCACGCUCUUUUACUUGAUGCAUUGUGGGAAAGCCCUGUACAACAACCUUCUGUGGAAGAACUGGAGUGCACAGUGUCUUCCUCUGAUGAUAAUCAUUGGAAACAGCUUCAUUGGCAUGAGAGAAAGGACAAUCGACAGGGAGUUCAAGCGCGAUUACAGCUACAUUACACAAGCCGUGUCCGUGUGUGAGGAGAGACAGCUGCCUUGUCCAUCCCGACUGAUCGACGUCUUCAGUGACACAGCAGUCAUCACCUUUCCUACCGGCAGCCUUAACAGACUCCCACAGUCCACCUGGGUGGAUCCACCCGAACCACAGUACCAACACUGCGCUGAUUUAGAGAUUAUUCAGAGGAAAAUCCAGAGCUGAGACAGAAGAUGGACAAGGAAUGGACAGCACUGAGUGUUUUUAUUGUUGACAUUGAUUUAAGCAGUUUUUAAAUAAAUGCACCCUGCUUCCUACUUUCAACAAUUUCCUGCAGGAUCAAUAAAGUUCUUAUCUUAUCUCUUAUCUGAACUUGAGAAUUAAAUCUUGUAAUAGUGAGUCACCAUCACAGCAGUUUGUCUCACGGGAUGAAGGCAGUACUGCUGAGCCUCUUGGGGAAGUUCCUAACAAUAAAACAAUAAAAUCUCGCUCUUAGUGACCUCCUUUGGGUUAAUUUCUCAUCCGGCUGCAGUGACGUGCAGGUGUACUUCAGGACAAAGUGAGGUCACGAUGUGGUGUGGUUUCAGUUAAAUAAGAGCCCAUUUCUGAAAUUUCAGUUUAUUUUUUGAAAAGUUCAACCAGUGAAGGCAGUGAAACACAGCUGCUCUUCCUUGUGCUGUUAUUCUCUAAGUAACGAUUAUACAGACCUUUUGAAAACAUUUUCUUCAGUUAGUACAGCAUGGAAGUCAAUCUGAAAGCCACUCAAAUGAGAUGAUACAUCACACGUAAUACAACUAGCUUUAUCCUUUUCUUUUUUUCU